Molecule: messenger RNA, 963 nt
Organism: Exophiala aquamarina CBS 119918
Lineage: Eukaryota; Fungi; Ascomycota; Eurotiomycetes; Chaetothyriales; Herpotrichiellaceae
Exons: 4
Source: RefSeq, a predicted model, not a curated record
AUAAUGCCUAAAGGACCGACGAAAAGACCAAAGGUCAAGCGCAAUGAUCGCAGCGAUUCAGAAACCUCGGACGAGGACGAGCCCAGGCACUUCUUCGUCCCGGGAGAACGGAUCAACUCUGAGGUCUUGAGUUUCUUCCUCUUCAAUUAUGUCGAUAAGAGGCCGAAAAUCAGACCUUGUCCACAUCCCACGGAUAAAACACGCUUUGGCUUCAACGUCACUGCUCGAGACGUCUUGACCACCUUGAACCUUCGUGAUAUCCUCGCUGAUUCAAGAGAUUGGGACACAGAGCAAAGUGCUAAGUCGUUCGAACAGCGACCUUAUCGAUACCACGAGUCCGCCACGGCCAAACGGCGACUCCGUGCAGGUCCAUCAAAAGAUUCCAGCGAUCAAAGUGCUCAGCAUGCACAGACCAAGGCUACCAGUCCACCCAUUUCCAACGCUGUCCCAGCCGGGGCGUACAAUCAAUUCUCUCAGCAGCAACAGCAACAACAAUCCUCCGACUACUCGAGGCCAGGUGGUGGCUAUUUCCCCGGUACAUCGAAACCAGAGAACCCAUCCAACACGUAUAAUAUAAAUUACACUGCAGUGAACGCCCAGUAUACAGCAAACGUCCCCAGUGGUCAGCUGCCUGGCAACAGUAAUCUUUAUACCAAGCCUUAUCCAUCAACCAAUUACCCCGCUCAGAUCUCGUCCACCACUAAACAUCCAUACGACAUUCCUCCUACAUAUGAGCAGUCAACCGUAAGAGCACCACCGAGAAAACCCCAGCCGGGACAACCAGAUCCAGACGUUAUGGACCGCGAAUACGAACCAGCGAGAGCAUCACCCAUGGAAAUUCCCGGCUCGCGUCAGGGUUCUCUUGCGCCAGCAGAGGAGCAGUCCAACCGAGCCUACUCCAGCUCCAACAAUAGACCUGGUGAAUCAUACAACAGUCGAAACCCGCGUCAGUCGCAGUACGAG